UGGGCGGAUGGAGCAGGUUAAAGCUGUGUGGUCUUGCUGUAGAACAUGUCUUAUAGCUAAAACCCACACAAACCGUUUCAUUAUUUCAAAGUGAUUUGCGAGCUCGAGCGAAAUGAAUGUAUAAGAUAUAUUUGCCACCUCUUAGUCACCUCUGUAGGCUACUCACACGUCCCCCGCCUUCUCUCUCUCUCUCUCUCUCUCUCUCUCUCACACACACACACACACACACACACACACACAGAGUCAUAUCUCUAAAAUGCCCCUGGUUACCACAACGGCUGAAACAGGACUGUAUAAUCAUGUGUGUGGCUCCGGGUGUGUGGUUGAUGCAGAUGCGGUGGAAGUGAAGGAGGCUGAAACCAGAUCCGUCUUGUCUUAGUGUCGCCUGUCUUAUAAAACAAGAUCAAUGCUGGGCCGGAACCACUGGUGCAUCGUUAAGCUUUUUCGCCACAACUUGAUCAACUUGCAUGUCAUAAGGAAUGAAAGACGGACAUGGAUUACUAGGAUUACUAGACGGGGAAUCAACCAGACGAUUUCUUAAGAAGCGGCACUCCAAGCCAGAUCUGUGUGUGUGGGGUGAAAACCUCUAGAGCUCUCCCUGAUCUUGCUAAUCGUCGCUGGGAAAUUUUCAAAGGUGCUGGAACGCAGCGGGGAAAGAGCAUCAGCAAGCUGUAGAGCAGGACACUUUGCUCAACAUCAGUCCUGAAGCUCAAGUAAAUUUAAAGCUCGAUUCAGCACAGUGCUAAAUGGAGACAACAAUAAAACCGUGGGUAAUAUAGGGGGGUUUGGUGAGACCGGGCCACUCGAAACCUUAUGCGCCGAUCCGCGCUCAGGACUGAGAGGCAGGUGCAGUAAAGGCGCAUCCAUGAGCGUCUUCUCCUGGGACAGACUGUUUUAGCACUGUAUGUUUAGUGUUUUAAACAUACAGCUCUGUUGAAAAGACAGGCUCCUCUGGGUUGAAAGACAGAGAGAGAGAGCGAGAGGGAGAGAGAGAGCGGCGCAUUUGGAAGUUUGGAUGCAUAUGAUCACAACCACCAUGAUUUUUAUGAUCCUUGGUGCUUCUGUUGUAAUGGCGAUAGCGUGUCUAAUGGACAUGAACGCGCUGCUGGACCGCUUUCACAACUACAUCCUACCGCAUUUACGAGGGGAGGACCGCGUCUGCCACUGCAACUGUGGAAGACACCAUGUGCAUUAUGUAAUUCCAUAUGAUGGGGACCAUUCGUUGGUGGACUCAUCGGAGAACUACUUUGUGAGUGACAGUGUGACCAAGCAGGAGAUGGACCUCAUGCUGGGGCUGUUGUUGGGCUUCUGCAUCAGCUGGCUAUUGCUGUGGCUAGAUGGAGCAUUACACUGUGCUGUGCGGGCCUGGAGAGCCAGCCGCUACUAUGACACACCGUCCUGGUCCUGGCUCCCUCAGUUCUGCAACUUGCGGGAUCUCCGUAGACGUACACAGUUACGACAGCUGGAAGACUCCAGUGGAAACAUGGUGCAUAUCAAGCAAAAGCUUUAUCAUAACGGUCAUCCCAGCCCCCGUCACCUUUGACUCUGAACCCCACAAACCCCUUUACUGCCCCAUUAUUAAAUGCUGCCUCAGAGACCCUCUUCAACAGUCCCACUACAGUCCAAACCACUUUUUUGACUUUCUACAGCCAUUCGUUGCAAUUCACUAUUUGGGAUUCCAAAAACUGAGACUCAAGAACAAAGAAAUCAUAACUUUUUCCACACACCAUGUUCGUUGGGGUGGUCAGGGAGGGGUAGGUUGGUAGUGGUGGGGUUGGUAACAUUUUGAGAGUCUUUUUUCUGUACAGGUAUUUUUUUAAUUCAAUCUAGGCAUGCACUUUUAAAAUUGGUGGGGGGUGGGGGGAAACAAAUACAUGCAGCGUUAAAUGGGGCAGCGAGACUGAACUGCGUCACUUCAUUUUCUUUUUUUGGUCAUUUGUUUUGUGGAAUGGAUUUAGGAACCCAUAUGGGAGGGAGAAGGGAUGAUGAUUGUGGUUUUGUGACAGCAUAGUUCAAGAUGAUUGCUCAUGUAAAUAGUUCUACAUAUUGUUUUAUGGGACUUAAGUCAACACAGGGUUAGGGAAUGUUAGAAAUGAAUAAUACAUUAUGUGCCAGGAAAAUAGAGUAAUGGAGUGUGGAAAAUAAAAAGUCUGAAAACAGAAGUAUGAUAUGAAUUGUUUGACUGGAUGGAAAGACAUCUCUGUAAAAUAACGAUUGACAGAUUUGUUACUUAGUGAAAUAAAUGAAUGUAUUUAAUUUUAUCUGUAAAUAAAGGAGAGGGAGGGAAACAUAUGAGCGGCCAGGACUCUUUGUGCUGUACUGAGUAUGACUGGUUGAAUUACAGAGUCUUCAGCACUUGCCUUGUCUUUCCUUGACUCUGUCCAAUAACCUUUACAGGUCUCCUUCUAAAUGACUCUAUAGUUAAAUGAGUCCAUCUAGCCUGGCAGCAGAAAGAGCCCUGACCCACUUUCCACUUCCUCUCCAUCUCCAGACAUUGCUGUUGUGAAAAUGAAAUGUCUGUUUUAUUAAAAGUGCAGUUGAAGCACAACUGGG
Messenger RNA from Ictalurus punctatus (channel catfish), 2553 nucleotides. RefSeq names its product transmembrane protein 240a (gene tmem240a). The coding region runs from base 1016 to 1543 and encodes 175 amino acids. The record is from RefSeq and is a predicted model, not a curated record. Lineage: Eukaryota; Metazoa; Chordata; Actinopteri; Siluriformes; Ictaluridae. The transcript has 4 exons.